This is a messenger RNA of Tachysurus fulvidraco (yellow catfish), 11000 nucleotides long. RefSeq names its product collagen, type VII, alpha 1 (gene col7a1). Lineage: Eukaryota; Metazoa; Chordata; Actinopteri; Siluriformes; Bagridae. Gene Ontology annotation, molecular function: serine-type endopeptidase inhibitor activity; protein binding. The record is from RefSeq and is a predicted model, not a curated record. The transcript is spliced from 122 exons. Bases 354 to 9755 code for a protein of 3133 amino acids.
GUAAUUUAGGAAGACAGAGUCGUCAGGGGCACAGAAAUGAUCCCCAACGGGGAAAAAAGGGGGAAGGAAGGAAGAAGAGACAGAAAGACUUAGCUGCAGGAUCACGGAACGGGCAAGUCUGGACUAUUGUCCUGGAGCGAGUAACAUUGCUGCUACUAUAUCGAUUUAUAUGAGGCUCAAAACGACACUGUAACGUUUUUGCAGAAGAAGGAAAAACGCUACCUGGAUGCUGAUGGGCGCACGAGACAGUCAGUGCUCUGCUCACCUGUGAGUGAAGCUUGUCUUGGUGAGAGGAUUGUUAUUAUUAUGCUUCAGCUGAACUGACAGAGUUCUGCACCUUUUACAGAGUAAAGAUGUGGCCUUGGACUUUGGUGGCUGUGGUGUUGCUGUUCCUAACAAACAGAUCUACAGCUCAAGACACGUGUGAUAAUGUGGGCGCGGCGGAUAUCGUGUUCCUGGUGGACGGGUCAUCCAGUAUCGGACGUACCAACUUUGCUCUUGUGAGGAGUUUCAUGGCAGGGAUCAUCAGACCCUAUGCCAGUGCAGUGGGAGCCACCGGAGUCCGGGUCGGAGCCGUGCAGUACAGCGACACAGCUAGGGUGGAAUUUACCUUCACCACGUAUCUAAGCGGCACGGAGCUGCUGAGCGCCAUCGAGAACCUCAACUAUAAAGGAGGAAACACUCGCACCGGAGCCGGGCUCAAAUACAUUGCAGAUAAUUUCUUCAACCCCAGAACCACCAGAGACGUGCCCAAGCUUGCGAUUCUGAUCACAGAUGGUAAAUCUCAGGACAAUGUUCAGGAACCUGCUGAGAAACUGCGCAGCUUAGGAGUCAAGAUAUUUGCCGUGGGUAUAAAGAGUGCAGAUCAGAGAGAACUGGAGCUCAUCUCAUCACCUCCUCAAAGUGAAUUUACUUCCUUCAUUGAGAAGUUUAAAGAUCUCAGCUCUCUCUUGCCCACCCUGUCUCCUCGGGUCUGUUCGGCGUCCGGCGGCUCCUAUUCAAGCGACGAUUCCUUCAGCGCUCCGACCAACCUGACGUUUACAGAGGAGACCUCUAAUUCUCUUCGGUUCAGGUGGACAGCUGCAGGAGGGCCUGUAACAAGUUAUGUGGUCCAGUACACUCCACUGUCUGGUGUGGGGCGGCCCUUAUCUGCUGAGCUACGACAGGAAACGGUGCCAGCCAGUCAGAAGACCUACUUGGCACGAGAUCUUCACUCGGGCACAGAAUACUUAGUGACGGUUAUCGCCCAGUACCCUGACAGAGUGGGCGAGUCUGUGUCUGCCAAAGCUCGAACUAGGUCUGUGAAGGAAGUGCUCAGGAUGAGGCUGGUACAGGCAGGGUUCUUUACUUUAGCUUUGGCAUGGGACCCUCUUUCAGGCACCGUACAGGGGUACAGGAUGACAUAUGGACCACGAGGUGAGCCUGCGCACUUGCUGUGGGACAAGUUUAUUGAGCCCGGGGCCACUUCUGUCACUCUGGACGGUCUAAAGGCGGACACAGAAUACGUUAUCUCUCUGACUCCUCUGUUAGAUAGUAACGAUAUUGUACGCACUGAGAUCACGGCCAGCACACUGCGUCUACAAGGAGUCCAACAGCUCUCUGUGGUCACAAGCUCAAACAGCAGCGUUAACGUGCGAUGGAAAGGAGUGAAUGGUGCCAGAGGAUACAGGCUGGUCUGGGGCCCGUUUGUGGGCACUGUUGUAGACACUGUAGAGGUGAGCGGUGACAGUGAGGCUCACACUCUGGUGAAUCUGCGACCAGACACUGAGUACAUUGUCACAGUCAUUGCUCUGUAUAAUGGAGAAACAGAAGGACCCUCUGCAAAUGCACGCUUUAAAAUAGAGCGAGCGGAGCAGCAGGUCCUGAGAGCUGUUACAACUGGACCUUCCAGCAUCCUGCUGACCUGGAACUUAAUAAAAGAUGCCAAGGGCUAUCGACUGGAGUGGAGGAAAGAGGGAGAGAGCAGCAGAGUUCACAAACAGACCUUCCCCCAGAGUACCACAAGAUACGAGAUCAAAGGCCUUCAGCCGAGUACUGAUUACAUCAUAACUCUGUACACACUGUACGAUGGACGAGAGGAGCCCACGCCAGCAUUACCGCUGGUCGGUCGAGUCACCAACCUGCGAGUGGUGGAGAUAACAGGACGCACUGUACGGCUGGCCUGGACCGGGGUCACCGGGGCAACACAGUACAGCAUUGUUAUUACUGACAUUGAGUCUGGGUCAGAGGUAAAACGUGUUGUUUAUGGAAAUCAAACGACGUUUGAUCUCCGUGACCUCACAGAAGGCGUGUCUUACUCUGUGAGUGUGAGUGCCUUGGUGGGCUACAGUGAGGGACCUUCUGCAACAAUCUACAUCACACCAGAGUUCCAGACAGCAGUGGUUCCAGGCAGGGUGACGAACCUGCGUGUGGUGAAUGUCAACAGUCGACGGAUCAGGAUCGCCUGGAAUCUGGUCCGUGAGGCCACGGGUUACAGAAUCACCUGGAGACAAGGAAAUAAUCCUGAGCAGUUCCAUGAGCUCAAUGGAGAUGUCACUUCCUACACUAUAGAACGUCUUCAGCCUGAUGAUUCUGUCAUUGUGGGCGUGGCUGCUAUGAUUGACAGUCAGCUCGGAGACGUGGAGACUCUCUCUACCAGGACAAACGGCUACGUUGGGACAGUCACAGGUUUACGGUUUCUUGACAUCGGUUCCACAUGGAUUCGCAUAUCAUGGGAUCCUGUAUCCAGAGCGACGGGUUACAAAAUCACCUGGCAUCGUACCGAUGGAACUGAAGACUCUCAGAUAGUAUCUGCCGGUGUCACGUCCUACACCAUCAGCGGGCUACAGCAAGGCGCCGCCUACAAAAUAUCUCUCUCUGCACUGAUUGGCUCUCGUGAGGGACCAGCUGCCACUCAGAACACCAGGACAGUUACAGAGGUCGGACGUGUUACCGGUGUACAACAUGAGACUCGAGGGGAGUUUGUGAGGAUCAGCUGGGUUGGAGUUCAGGGGGCAACAGCAUACAGGGUGAUCUGGAAAAGAUCUGAUGGUGGACAAGAGCUGUCUCAGCUGGUUGGUGGCAAUAUAACAUCUGUGGAUCUGAAACAACUGGAAGGAGAAUCUCAGUAUGACGUUCAGGUCGUGGCUCUGGUCCAGAACAGAGAAGGACCUCCGGUUUCUGUCAAGGUCACCACAGGUCCGGUGUAUGAUGAGCGACCAGAGGGAGUUCGUGUUGAACAGGUAGCUCCUGGAUCACUGCGUAUCGUAUGGAGAGCAGUGAGAGGAGCUGAUGGAUACAGAAUCUACUGGAGCUCCUCACAAGGUGAAAGUGAAUCGAGUCAUCUGGUCAAUCGAGACCUGACCUCAUACACGCUGGAAGGACUUCGUCCUGGACUGACUUACACCGUCAGACUGGCUGCUGUGCUGAAUGGCAGAGAAGGUCAACCGGUCACCAUCACACAGUCCACUGCUUCCAGGCAGUCUGUAACAGACUUCAGGGUGGAAGACAUUACCCAGAAUUCUGUACUGCUGGCGUGGAAACCCCUCUCAGGUGCCACUCGAUAUGUACUGCGAUGGCAGGAUGAAAGAGACCCAGAUAGCAUCCAGUCUCUCACUCUCCCUGAUACAACCAACUCGUUCCGUGUGACGAACCUGAGACUGGGCAGCCGGUACCGUUUCACCGUGCAGCCCGUCUUCUAUGAUUACACCGGACUCGAGUCUGUCGUGGAAGAGCGCACAGUGUGUGUGGAUGGGCGUUUGGAUGUGGUUUUCGUGGUCCCUGCCACUCGGGAUCGCUCUGCUUUAGAGGAACCCAUUUUGUCGUUGCUUACCAGCGCAGCCGGAUCUCUUGCCUCCAUCGGGGCCCGGGACUCACAGGUGGCGGUGGUGGUCUACGGCGCUGAACCCAAAGUGCGCUUCCUGCUCAGUCGGCAUAGCAACAGGGAAAGCCUUCUGCGGGAGAUUUUGUCCACCUCAUUUACUGACAGAACAGGAAAUAAUAUAGGUCAGGCCUUGACGUUCACACGGCAGUAUCUCUUGAGUUCGAGUGCGGGUCGAAGGCCUGGCGUUCCGGGCGUGGUUGUUAUCAUCACUGACAGGAAAUCUGAAGACGAUGUCCGCCGUCCUGCGACUGCACUUAGAGAUUCGGGUGUGGCGGUGCUGGCCGUCGGACUCGGGCGAGCGAACUCGGACGAGCUGCUGGCUUCGGUUACAGACAGCAGCACUCAGAAUCUGCUGCAGGCUCGAGAUGCAGAUGAUCUCUACAGACUCCAACCUGAGCUAGCAGAGAUGCUCUGUGGCUUCGCGAGAGGAACGGUUGUCCCGGGUCCAGGACCUGAAGGAUGUACUGUUCAAUGCCCACCGGGUCAGAAAGGGGAACUGGGGCAGAAGGGUGAGAGAGGAAGUGAUGGAGUGCCUGGGAGGAAAGGAGACCCUGGUCGUGAUGGCACUCCUGGGCGUGAGGGCCCCAGGGGACCCGAGGGACCCGUUGGUCCUCCAGGAGCGUCCAUAAGAGGAGAAAAAGGAGAACCUGGGGUUUCAGGGCUGCAGGGGAAUCCAGGCGUUCCUGGUCGUUCAGGAACCCCCGGCGUUGCAGGACCACCUGGCUUGCAGGGAUUACCAGGAGUCAGAGGAGACCUUGGAGAGACCGGUAGUGCUGGUUUGCCUGGACCUAAGGGACAGAAAGGUGAUCGGGGUGAGCCUGGAUCUGCCGUCGGAGUUGUGCCAGGGCGCAAAGGAGAGCCAGGUCUACCUGGGCUACAUGGUACUCCAGGACUACCAGGCAAAGAUGGGGCAAAGGGAGAGGCAGGUGUUCCGGGACUGCCAGCAAAAGAUGGCCGCCCUGGGACACCGGGCACACCUGGGCUCUCGAUAAAGGGUGAGAAAGGAAGUCGUGGAGAACCAGGUAUUCCUGGAGGGGGCAGUGGGGCUGUAGUUAAAGGAGAAAAAGGUGAACCGGGACGUCUCGGGCUUGCAGGUCCUCAAGGACCCACCGGAUUGACAGGUCCGAAAGGAGCCAAAGGAGAAACUGGAGAGGGUGUAAAGGGCAGUGCAGGACUUCAAGGCCCACCAGGAGAGCCGGGUGACAGGGGUCCCAGAGGUCCUCCUGGUGAAAUCGGAAGCAAGGGAGAUCGUGGCCAGGGUGGAGAGCCUGGGUCACAGGGUGACAGGGGUGAGAGAGGGCCACCUGGUCCUGCAGGGGAUAAGGGUGAUAUUGGUAGACCAGGACUCUCAGGAUCCCCGGGGCCCAGGGGUUUGCCAGGUAUAAAUGGACUUCCAGGUGAAAAGGGAGCCCAUGGAGCGAAAGGCGAACCGGGCGAUGGCUCAGGAUCACACGGAAAGAAAGGAGAGAAGGGUGAACCUGGAGCUGCAGGUCCUGAGGGUUCUGCAGGUGAUAAAGGAGAUCCAGGACAGAAAGGAGAUCGGGGUCUUCCUGGAGUAGGACUACCUGGUCAGCUUGGACCUAAAGGCGAGCAGGGUGAUCGGGGUCUUUCUGGACUUGCUGGAAGAGCUGGAGCAAAGGGAAACCAGGGGGAACCAGGAGAGAGAGGAGAGCAGGGAAGUCCUGGACCUGCAGGGCCGCCUGGACCCCGAGGGAAAGACGGCCUAAAAGGUGACAAAGGAGAAGAUGGAGUUCCGGGUGAGUCCGGUUUGCCCGGGAAGCCAGGAGAGCGUGGACUGAGGGGUCUUUCAGGCCAAGCAGGUCAACCAGGAGAAAAGGGAGACAUGGGGGAUCCUGGAGAGCAUGGACGAAAUGGAGCUCCUGGGGCUGUGGGACUACGAGGACAAAAGGGAGAUCAGGGCAUCCAAGGUCCCCCAGGGCCCCCUGGAGAUAUGGCCGAGGGACAGACACUUCUCAAGGGAGAACGAGGAGAAAAGGGAGAGCCCGGAGACCCUGGGAAAGAUGGUAGUAAAGGUCAGCAAGGAGAAGCAGGAAUCCCAGGCACACCAGGAUUACGGGGACCUGAGGGUCAGCGUGGACCAGUAGGAGCAAGGGGAGAUCCAGGAGAGAGAGGAAGUCCUGGAGAAAAGGGAGAAAGAGGUGCUGCUGGUUUGGAUGGACGUCCUGGUCAAGAUGGGAAACCCGGACCACCUGGACCUUCCGGUUUAAGGGGUGAUCCUGGCAAAACAGGGGAACCUGGCAGAGACGGAUUAGCAGGACUCAGAGGACCUCAGGGGCCUCCAGGGCCUGUAGGACCUCCAGGAGCUGCAGGAAUAUCUGGUAAACCAGGAGAAGAUGGAAAACCUGGAUCUUCAGGAAAACCAGGUGAAGACGGCGUCCCCGGUGAGGACGGCAGAAAGGGCGAGAAAGGAGAAUCGGGACCUGCAGGAAAAAAUGGUCAGGAUGGGCUGAAAGGGGAUCGGGGAAUCGCAGGACCUUCUGGACCCGUUGGACCACCAGGGGUUCCUGGGAACAUCGGACCUCCAGGGCAGGUGAUAUAUGUAAAAGGGGCUGAUGUAUCACCUAUCCCAGGACCGCGAGGACCACCAGGACCUCCUGGAAUAGCUGGGGUUCCAGGAGACCCAGGAGCUAGGGGUGAAAGAGGACCACAAGGAGUAAAAGGAGAUCAGGGAGAUCCAGGAGAAGAUGGCUCACCUGGUAAACCAGGGACUCCAGUGGAUGUGAAAAGAGCACUUUCAGAUUUUGGCAUUGAGGUCAGGGAUCUACAGGCAGUGAUGGAAAAUAAAGAUGUCCUGAUGAGGGAAAUAAUAGAACGAACAAAUAAAGGACCAAAAGGAGAUAAAGGAGAUUUAGGACCCCAAGGCCCCACUGGUUCAGAUGGUGUUCGAGGAUUUCCAGGGGAGCGAGGAGUAAAGGGUGAUAAAGGAGACACGGGACCUCCUGGUCUCCAGGGUCCUACAGGCAGGGCUAUUGGAGAAAGAGGCCCAGAGGGUCCUCCUGGACAGGCAGGUGAGCCUGGCAAACCAGGAAUACCUGGAGUACCGGGAAGAGCUGGGGAAUUAGGAGAGUCUGGUAAACCUGGAGAUAAGGGAGAGAGAGGAGAGAAAGGAGAAAAAGGGGAGACGGGUAAAUCUGGGAUAAAUGGUGUUGCGGGACCUCCUGGACCUAAGGGUGACUCUAUAGUUCAAUCUGUUCCUGGUCCACGGGGUCUACCGGGCCCUCAAGGUAUUAAAGGAGAAGAGGGUAUACAAGGACCUUCUGGACCUAAAGGAGAGCGGGGAGUUUCAGGUUUCCGUGGAGAGAAGGGCGAUAGGGGAGAAGUAGGGGAAAAGGGCAGAGACGGCCUCCCUGGUUUAGCAGGAGAACCUGGGAAACCUGGACAGGAUGGAAAGCCGGGCUUGCCUGGGUUCCCAGGAGUGCUGGGCAGACCGGGGAACUCUGGAGGGCCAGGGAUUCAAGGACCACCUGGACAAAUGGGUCCUGUAGGACCUCCAGGACCACCAGGUGUGAAGGGUGACCAUGGAGAGGCAGGAGUCGGAAUUCAAGGUCCUCCGGGACCUCAAGGCAUCCGAGGAUUGCCCGGACUUACAGGCACACCAGGAGCUAUAGGGCCACAAGGAUCUCCAGGCCUCCCAGGACAAACGGGAGAAGGAGGAAAGCCCGGGGUUCCUGGAAGAGAUGGCAUACCUGGAAAGGAAGGAACACCAGGCUUACCAGGAAAGCAGGGUAUAGCAGGACCGGCCGGACCUUUAGGCCCGAAAGGCGAGCAAGGAGACACCGGGCCGUCUGGAAAAUCAGUAGCUGGACCCCCUGGAGUGAAGGGAGAGCGGGGUCCUCCUGGUGAUACAUUGCCUGGAGUAGCAGGAGAGAGAGGUUUACCUGGACCGCAGGGUAUUAAAGGAGAUAAGGGACCAGCUGGAAUCAAAGGUGACCGAGGUACAAGCGGUGACCCGGGUGAGCCUGGUGAAAGCGGACAAAGAGGACCACCAGGACCUAAAGGAGCCAAAGGUGAAGCGGGUGUGGGAAUGGUAGGCCCUCCAGGGCAGACUGGACCUGCAGGCUUAAAGGGUGAUCCUGGUCUUCCAGGCCCUUCAGGCCCACCUGGACCUCAGGGAACAUCAGGAACACCAGGACUCGCUGGUCAAAGAGGGGAAACAGGUCAACCGGGAAAUCCAGGACCUCCAGGGGAGAGGGGUCUGCAAGGCUUCAUAGGAAAAGCAGGAAACACAGGGACAGCCGGUAAUCCCGGGGCACCAGGACCACCGGGUAGUGCAGGUCCACCGGGGCUUAAAGGCGAUAAAGGUGAGGUUGCUGUAGGAGUACCAGGACAGAGAGGAGAGAGAGGAGACCCUGGGCCUCGGGGAGAAGAGGGACGAGCUGGGGUGGAUGGAGAGAGAGGACCUCCGGGAUUUGCAGGUGGCAAAGGAGCCAGAGGAGAAAAGGGUGAAGCAGGACCUCACGGAGAGAAAGGAGAGAAGGGUGAAACUCUGUUGGUGGGGGGGCCUGCUGGGGAGAAGGGAAAUAAAGGCGAAACGGGAGAACGAGGUGCGAAAGGAUUGCAAGGUGAAAAGGGCGUUAAAGGACAAGAGGGACCACCAGGAGUACAGGGUCUGCGUGGAGAGGCAGGUGAACGGGGGUCACCUGGGUUUCCAGGCGCUCGUGGACCAGGAGGACAAAAGGGAGAAGCUGGACUACCUGGACUACCAGGAGAAUCUGGUACAUCUGGGAAAGAUGGCCCCCCUGGCAUGAGAGGAGAGAAGGGAGAGAUUGGAAUCAUCGGCAUGCGAGGACCUAAGGGAGACAGAGGAUCCAAAGGAGCGUGUGGACCAGAGGGACAAAAAGGAGAAAGAGGGGAUUCUGGUUUGCACGGCAGAUCAGGUUUACCUGGAAGAAAAGGAGAACCGGGUGAUGUGGGAACUCCAGGAGCCACAGGAGUGGCAGGAAAAGAGGGACUCAUCGGACCCAAAGGUGACCGAGGAUUUGAUGGUCUAAUGGGAUCAAAGGGAGAACAGGGAGAAAAGGGUGAACGGGGUCCUCCUGGCAUCCCUGGCCCCCCAGGUCCCCGUGGUGUUGAUGGUCCUCCAGGUCUGACAGGCCCUCAAGGACCUGCUGGAGUUAAAGGGCCUGAAGGGCUGCAGGGACAGAAGGGUGAACGCGGUCCUCCAGGCCUUGCUUCGGUUGGCCCUCGUGGCAUCCCAGGAAUCCCAGGAGAGAGAGGAGAACAGGGAGAAACCGGUCUCGAUGGAGCGAAAGGAGAGAGGGGAGAGCUGGGCAUGACGGAGGAAGAAAUCCGAGCGUAUGUUCGGUCUGAGAUGAGUCAGCACUGUGCCUGUGGAGGUGUUGGAGAAAUUCAGGCUCGGUCAGCGGUGCAGUCUUUCCGAGCUCGCUCUUCAGUAUCUUCUGAGCACUCACUAGUCCAAGGGGAUGAGGAGGCAGGUCGUGAGCUACAUGUUGUGGUAAACACAAAUGACCCAGAUUAUGAGGAUGCUUACUCUAUAGAGAGCUACGAUGAGCCCAUGGAGGAAAUUCUUGACAUUAUGCCCUCUGUCAAUCAUAGCCAAGUGAGAGAGAAAAGAGAGGUUAAAGGUGAAGAUCCGUGUGCCUUGGUGCUGGAUGAAGGCGGAUGCUCCAGAUACACUUUGCGCUGGUACUUUAAUGCUCAGGUGGGCGAGUGCAGACCCUUCAUCUAUAGCGGCUGUGGCGGAAAUGCUAACCGUUACACACAUAAAGAGGAGUGCGAAGAACACUGCCUACAACAGAGCAGAGAUGCUCUGAAGCCGAACAUUGGACGUGAGAAUACCGUCAAGAUACCGUCUCUCUCAUCUCAUCCGUCCAUAAAACCUGUCCUCAGAUAUUUCUUGGCCCAGUCUUGACAUUUCAGUUUCAGUGUCUUGUUCAGUGGUGGUCGGGUUUCAGCCUUCUUUAACUUGUUCAUGUCUUUGUGCACUGAACACCUUAUACUUCUGGGCAUUCCAGAUAGGUUGUAGUUCUAGAGUAUGACAGCACUGGAGGAUAACGAAGUUCCUACUAGCUUCACGUUUAAUUCUUCUCAAAUUAAUUUAAUUAGUUAAUUAGCAGUUAAUUUGCAUCUUUUUCCCCCCCAUCACGUUUUUUGCGAACUUGUUGACAAUUUGCAACAAAACAAUUCAUGGUUCUGUGAUCACACCCCAAAACUCUUAGCUUAGUGCUGCAUUUCUUCUUCUUCUUCUUCUUCUUCUUCUUCUUCUUCUUCUUAUUAUUAUUAUUAUUAUUAUUAUUAUUAUUAUUAUUAUUAUUAUUAUUAUUAUUAUUAUUGGUUUUUUUUUUUUUUUUUUUUUUUGGACUUUUCAGAGUUUUUUGCCCCAUUUAGCCUAAGGAAAUGAAGCUGCCUAAUAAUCAUGCUCACCUUGAUAUACAGUAGGGUGUUGAUCUCUUUAGGCCACACUCUCCCUCAUUACAUAAAUACACAUCACCUGAUAUGAUUAAAUCCAGUAAGCAUUCAAGUCUCUACAGCUUUUAGUUGGAAAAUAUGCAUAAAAAUGAUGAUAAAAUAUUCUAUACUUGUGUAUAGAAAUUUUAGUCAUUUGCUAAACGUGUUAAUAUUUUUCUUUCAGUAUGGAUAAUUUGUACAUCUUGCAUUAUUGACUCCAUAGUCCAGACAUUAUGAUUAUACAGAUCGAAUUUUCCCCUUAAUGAAUGCUGUGUUUCCGUUCAGUUUUUGCUCCUGUUUUUACUAUGGUGCUAAAAGACACAGGACCUGUAGUACACGCAGACUGCAGCAGGUUUCUGCCAGUGAAUCAAAUCCAUCACCUGCUUUAUAAUAAUACAUUCUGCAUUAGCUUGUUUUAAAAAGUGCUGGUGGUAUUGUUUUAUCAGCGUGGGCUGGGUAUUGACUAAAAAUGUUUGUGAAUCUCUAGUUGCAAUGACAUUACAGAAGUGAUGAUACGUCUGCUUACAUGUGCAGAAUCACUGCCAUAUUUGCAGCUGCUAUUUUUAGUACACAGUCAGUCUCUGGUGUAUAGAGAAGCUGUAACUGUAAAUAUAGAACUGUAUUUUUUUCCCCCCACAAAUGUUUCUUGAAUUGCAUGUUCACUUUGCUUUAAAAACUAAUAAAGACAAAUGGUGCUAUUUUUCAGACA